Molecule: messenger RNA, 1275 nt
Organism: Acanthoscelides obtectus
Lineage: Eukaryota; Metazoa; Arthropoda; Insecta; Coleoptera; Chrysomelidae
Source: the annotation of a GenBank genome assembly
GUUAAUUGCCGCGUAAGGUUGCGUCUUAAAGGAAAGUGGUAGGGUGGCGAUAUUCAGUUUUUUUGCGGGAGUUUCAAGGAGUCGAAUGUGUCGUGAUUUUCGUGUGAAACAUGAAGGGGUGCGAAUUAAAUCUGAUCAAAACGGUUUUGUUUGUUUUCAACUUGGUUUUUGCGUUGUCCGGUUUGGGUCUGAUCAUAGCAGGAGCCGUAGUCCUCUCAGACAUAGGUGAAUUUGGCCACUUCUUAGAGGGCCGAAUUCUAGCACCUCCAGUUGUGCUCAUUGUUGCAGGAGUCAUAGUAUUUCUCGUAGCCACCCUGGGGUGCUACGGGGUUAUUAGAGAGUCUUACUAUAUGCUUAUGGCGUUUGCCUUAUGCCUUCUCGUCAUAUUCAUCGUAGAAUUCGCAGUAGGCAUAGCAGCAGCUACUUAUAAGAACGAGUUCAGAUCAGCCCUUAGAGACGUGAUGAUGACGUCGUUGAAUAACUAUGAAAAGAGCAAAGCAGACAAAGUUGCCUGGGAUAAUAUCCAAAGCAGGUUGGAAUGUUGUGGUGUCGAGGGGCCUAACGACUGGGGUGACAGACGUCCAGCAUCAUGUUGUUUCGCUCCUAGGGACAACGCCCCUACCCCCAAUCAGGAUCAAUGCCGUAAGGCGCAGCCAAAUGACGAGUACCUCUAUUCUUACGGUUGUAUCUAUGAACUUGAGAACAAAGCGGAAUCUGGAUCUAAGGUGCUUAUUGGGGUUGGAAUUGGAAUCGCCUUUAUUGAGAUCGUGGGCAUAAUUUUGGCGUGUUGGAUGGCAUCGGUUGUGAAGAAUAAAGAGUGAAGCAUCAGGAUCUACAUUUAGUAGUUACUUGUUCUCUUGAAUGAGUAAUCUUAGUUUUUUCUAUUGAUAAUUUAUAUACCAUAGAACCUUAUGACAUAUAAGUAUAAUACAUACAAUAAUUAGGUAUUAUUUAACCACAUUAAUAUUAAAUUCGUUGUUUAUUUUAUAGGAAAUGAGUUAUGCAAGUCAGUAUUUACGUUUUUAUAUACUAUAUGGUAGGACUGAAACUGAAUGUUAAUUGGUAAAUAUGGUAAAUUGAAAAUGUUUGUUUGUGUUAUUUAAUUGUACGUAUAUUAAAUCGUGUAGUGCAAAACCUACCUUACAUUCCAGUAAAGAUAUACACGGGUAUAAGAAUGAUACAAAAAGGAAUAUCACUUGUAGAAUAGUAAUACCAUCAGACAUUUUUUAUUUUACUUUAGAUUUGUAUAUCUUAGAUGUAAUUACAAUAUUCAGG